Messenger RNA from Scleropages formosus (Asian bonytongue), 770 nucleotides. Its product is annotated as transmembrane protein 88-like. Gene Ontology annotation, cellular component: plasma membrane. Bases 164 to 688 code for a protein of 174 amino acids. NCBI's taxonomy places the organism in Eukaryota, Metazoa, Chordata, Actinopteri, Osteoglossiformes, Osteoglossidae. Gene Ontology annotation, molecular function: PDZ domain binding. The transcript has 3 exons. The record is from RefSeq and is a predicted model, not a curated record.
UCCGCGGUGGCACUGUCUUGUCUCGGUCCACGCCACGGGGCUUUAGGAGGUUUCUGCGGGAUCUUCACACAUCGCCAUGCGGAACAGGUGAACACCGAGCGGGCACAGGUGUGUUUCACGGGAAGACACGAUCGGGAGCGCGCGCGCGCACACGCAUUGAAGCAUGUGUGGUGUGGAUGUGGACCUGGAGGAUGGCGCUGGCAAGAAGAAGGAAGAACAGGACGAAGAGUGUGAGAUGGGGGAGCGCACACACAUGUUACCUGCUCCUCCGGAGCUGAGCGACGCCGAAGUGUGCGGCGGCCGGCGGGGACGCUGCGGCUGCCUGGCCUGGGGGGCACUGCUGCUGCUCUGGAAUGUGUCCGUGGCUCUGGUCUGCGUGCUCAUCAUGGGGACCGUGUUCGCCCUGGUGCUUCUGCCCACCGCGCUGCUGCUGUAUGCUGGCUUCCUCUGUCACUCAAGGGUGCUCAACUCAUCUGCCCCACUCUGCCUUUAUCUGAACGACAACAGCUGCUCUGCUCUCAUCAUCCUUGGGUUUGUGAUGAUGUCACCGCUUGUCGUGAUCGCCGCAGCGACCUUCUGCACCCUGGCUCUCAGACUCCGCCUCCUCCUGCUGUUUCAGCCAAUGGCAUGGGCUUGGCACCAUGGAAGUGGUUGGACCAGGGGUGGUAGUGUACGAGCUUGGGUCUAACCGGGUCUCAUGCACACAUACGCCACGGUGGACGCUGUCACAAACAAGCUACACAGUGAUGGGUGUUAUUAAGAUGCAUUGU